Molecule: messenger RNA, 2495 nt
Organism: Populus trichocarpa (black cottonwood)
Lineage: Eukaryota; Viridiplantae; Streptophyta; Magnoliopsida; Malpighiales; Salicaceae
Exons: 7
Coding region: 523-2232 (569 amino acids)
Biological process (GO): chromatin remodeling
Cellular component (GO): Ino80 complex
Source: RefSeq, a predicted model, not a curated record
CACGGGAGAGGGAGAGAGAGAGAGUAAAAGGGAGAGAGAUUGUGCAUGCCUCACUGAGUUGGAUUAACCGAGUCAAAGACAAAAACAACAACCACCACAACAACAAACAACCAAAGAGGGCUUAGGCUAAAAUCACCCCCACCAAAAAAAAAAACAGAGUGUGUGCGUGUGGGUGGGGGUGAGGGGUGUGGCAAUAGCCAAAAAAUGGAGAACAAGAAGGAGAUUAUUACUAUUACUUGUCUUUCUCUAAUCCUUUACCCCCCUCAUUCUUCUUUCUCUAACCCUAACUUUCUUAUUCUCUCUAAACUAGUUAUAACCUUAACCAAACACCACCAAAUCUUUCUACCACUUUUAUUUCUCUCUCUCUUCUCUCCUUAUUCUCGUCUUCUCUUCUCGUUGCUUUUUUCACUCUGCGCCUCCGUUCUCCUCUGGUUUUACGAAAGCCAUCUUUGGAAUAGGUGGUUAUUAUGACUUUGUGCUUAUCUGACUUGAAGCAACAAUGAGUGGGUAGUUUUUCACCACAUGGAAGAGUUGGGUCUUGUUCAGUUUGAUGCCAUGGGAAGCACAGUAAGAAAGAAGAGGAGUCAAAUUUCUCGCCGACCUAAGGAUUCCCAGACAUUUACUGACAAUUAUGAUCGUUCAUCAUUAUCGAUAUCACCACCUUCAGAUGACAUGAGCAAGGCUUCCAGUGAUGAGAAUGCUGAUAAUUGUAGGAGGAAAGAAUUUGGUCUUAAUCAAUCCGUGUCCAGGGUUUCUUCGGCUACUACUAGAGCUGAAAGAAAAAGAGCAUUUUCUGACAGUCACCCAAGGAGAAGUGUGGUUAACAAUAAAACUUCUCGUGAAGGUGCUCUUGCCCCUGCGAAUUGGAGAAGCAAAAGCAAGCUGAAGGAAUGCAUGGAUGUGGAGUCUAGAACUGCAAAUAUGUAUUGUGGAAGGAAUGGUGAAAGUUGGAGUUCAGAGCAGUCAGGAGUGAGUUUAGAUGUUUUAGGAAAUGAAAGCAAGUUUAAAAAGGUCAAGUUUAAGGUUGGUGAUGUGACACACACAAUUAAUGCCAACUCGACUACUAAUGGCGUGCCUUCUACAAAGAAUCCCCGAUUCUCAGACACCUCCAACACAAGGCAGAAACUUAGUCUUCAGGGGAAUUUAGAGGAGGAACGUUUUGUUUCAGGUAAGAGGCCAGGUUUGCAAGGAGUUCCUUGGAAGGAAUUCUCUAGAGGAGGGUUUAGUCUCGGGAAAGAGGAUUUUUUAAUGGGGAAGACUUCGGGCAAAAAUACUGCUGGGAAACAAGGAAAUAAGUACGAACGUAAGAACAAGCGGGCCCCCAAGAGGCAUGUUCUGGAUGGGGAAUUUGGUGAGGAUGACGAUGACGACGAGAUCCGAUACCUAGAGAAACUCAAGUUAAAAGUCCCAUCAGGACAUAAGGAAGAUGAUGGAAAUGAUGAUGAUGAAUCAAGUAAGAAACAACGAAAACUUUCUACCCUGGGAAGCAUUGGUGCUUCGAGGCUGGUUAAAGAUGGGAAAAAAAUAUCCAGAUCAGACCAAGCACCAGAGGAUGAAGAUUACGAGGAAGAAGAACCAUUAUCUGAUGGUGAGUUCGCAGGUAGUAAGAAGAAGCAGAAAAAGGAAUAUGUUGAGUCAUUGACAGAUGGUAAGAGGGAGCUGACUUUAACUAAGCGUCAACGGGCUCUUCAGUCAAGCAAAGAUGGCUCUUCUGUUCCUGAUGCUAACUUAAUUGAGUUUCCAAAUGGAUUACCACCUGCACCAUCAAAAAAGCAAAAGGAGAAACUUACGGAGGUCGAGCAGCAAUCAAAGAAAGCUGAGGCUGCUCAGAGACGAAGAUUGCAGGUUGAGAAGGCUGCUAGGGAAUCUGAGGCUGAAGCUAUAAGAAAAAUUCUCGGUCAAGAUUCCAGCAGAAAAAAACGAGAAGAGAAAGUGAAGAAGCGUCUGGAAGAGUUGGCACAGGAGAAGGCUACCAACGCCGAGAUGCAUGCAUCGAGUACCAUCAGAUGGGUCAUGGGUCCUACAGGGACUGUGGUGACAUUUCCCAAAGAAAUGGGUCUCCCUAGUAUAUUCGACUCUAAACCCUGCAGCUAUCCUCCUCCAAGAGAGAAGUGCGCGGGCCCUUCUUGUACUAACCCAUACAAGUAUCGAGAUUCCAAGUCGAAGCUUCCGCUUUGCAGUCUACAGUGCUACAAGGCAAUUCAGCAACAGAGCCAGCAUGAAACUAACUGAUGACGCUUAAAGAUAUAUCUGCAUAGCCAUGUUAAUAUAUCAUAUAACUACUGGGGCCAGGCUAGCAAAGAGGCAUUUUUUAUUCAGUAUAGAGGGAUUAUACAGAUAUGGAUGGUUCAUUUUCUGUCAUCUAUAGCUUAAGGAUAUUCAAAAAAAAAAAAAAACUAUAGCUUAAGGGUUGAUUAAUGGAAAUUUGUCUUCAAUUGAAUGGAAAUGAUGUUACUGAGAGCUUUCAAUUUAAUCAAAAUGAUGUUUCUGAUUAA